This is a messenger RNA of Hypanus sabinus (Atlantic stingray), 9133 nucleotides long. RefSeq names its product junctional cadherin complex regulator (gene jhy). The record is from RefSeq and is a predicted model, not a curated record. NCBI's taxonomy places the organism in Eukaryota, Metazoa, Chordata, Chondrichthyes, Myliobatiformes, Dasyatidae. The coding region runs from base 2524 to 5598 and encodes 1024 amino acids. The transcript is spliced from 9 exons. Gene Ontology annotation, biological process: axoneme assembly.
UUAACUUUCCACGUAUUGACUGGUACUCCCAGUAAAAGGACUAGAUGGGGUAGGGUUUGUCAAAUGCGUUCAGGAAAGUUUCCUUAAUUAGUGCACAGAAGUCCCAACGAGAGACUUGGGAUACUUGAUCCGCUAUAGGGGAACGAGACAGGACAGAUGACAGAAGUUUUGCGUCUGGUGAUCACAGUGCCAUUAGUUUCAAACUAAGAUAUGUCUGGUCAGUUGAUCAAGAUUCUAAUUUGAAGAAAGGCCAAUUCUGAUGGUAUUAGAAAGGAUCACGUAAAUGUGGAUUGGGACAGGCUGUUUUCUGGCAGAGGUGUAUGUGUUAAGUAAGAGGCCUUCAAUAGUGUAAUAUUGAAAUGAUACGCUGGUCAACAUUAAAUGUAAAGAUAACAGGGCUAGGGAACCUUGGUUUUCAAGAGAUAGUGAAACUCUGAUUAAGAAAAAAAGGCAGGUAGGAACAAAUGAGGUACUUAUGGAGUAUAAGAUAUGCAAAAGAACAAAAUAAAGAAAUCAGGAGGGCCAAAAGAAGGCAUGAGGAUACCCAAGGAAACAAAGUGAAGGAGAAUCCUAAGGGAUUCUAUAGAUGUAUUCAGAGCAAAAGGAAAGCAAGGGGCAAAAUUGGUCCUGUGGUAGAUCAGAAUGGUAAUCUUUCUAUAGAAGCGAAGGAAAUGGAGGAGACCUUAAAUUAAUUUUUUGCAUCUGUAUUUACUCAGGUGAUGGAAAGGGUCUGUCUCCUGAGUAAGUGCAGAUGCAAGAAAUCCGUUAAGUCUAUAGAAGUGAGGCAAAGCAGCAGUGAGGUCAUGGACCCUAUACAGAUUACAGAGGAGGAGGUGUUUGCUGUCUUGAGUAAACUAGGGUGGGUAAAUCCCCAAGUCCUGACAAGGUGUUCCCUUGGACACUGGGAGGCAAGUGCAGAAAUUGCAGGGGCCGAGCAGAGAUAUUUAAAUCAUCCUUAGUGACUGGUGAGGUACCAGAGGAUUGGAGGAUAGCUAAUGUUUUUCCGCUGUUUAAAAACUGCUCUAAAAAUCCUGACAUCAGUCAUGGGAAAGUUAUUGGAAGGUACUCUAAGGGAGUAAAUGAGUAUUUGGAUAGACAUGGAAUGAUUCAGGAUAGUCACAUGGCUUUGUGCCUGGUAAGUCAUGUCUAACCAAUCUUCUAGAGUUCUUCGAGGAAGUUACCAGGAAAGUUGAUGAAGGCAAAGCAGUGAAUGUUAUCUACAUAGAUUUUAGCAAGGUAUUUGACAAGGUCCUGCAUGGCAGGUUGGUCAGGAAGAUUCAGUAGCUUGACAUUCAAGAUGAGAUAGUAAAUUUGAUUAGACAUUAGCUUUGUGGGAGAGGCCAGAGAGUGGUAGUAGAUGGUUGCCCCUCUAGAGACCUGUGACUAGCGGUGUGCCACAGAGAAUCAGUGCUGAUUCCAUUGUUGUUUGCUAGCUAUAUCAGAUAUCUGGAUGAUAAUGUAAACUGGAUCAGAAAAUUUACAGCUGACACCAAAGAUUAGGGGUGUAGCAGACAGUGACAAUCAGAGUUUGCAGCGGAAUUGGUACCAGCUAGAAAAUUCGGCUGAAAAAUGGCAGAUGGAAGUUAAUACAGACAAGUGCGAGGUGCUGCACUGCACUUUGGUAGGACCACCCAGGGUAGGUCUUAUAUGUUGAAUAGUAGGGAACAGAGGAGUGCGAUAGAAUAAAUGGAUCUUGGAAUACAGGAUCAUCUUUCAUUGAAAAUGGCGUCAUAGGUAGACUUUAUUUCUUAGGACAUAGAAGAUUGAACAGAGAUUUGAUCAAGAUAUAGAUAAUUAUGAGAGGUAUAGAUAGGGGUAUUGGAUAGGUACAUGGAUGGCUUAUGGUUCUGGUGCAGGUUAAUUGGAGUAGGCCGUUUAAAUGGUUCAGCACAGACUAGAUGGGUCAAAGGGCCUGUUUUGUGCCAUAUUUUCUAUGAAUCUAUUCUAUCUAUAAUAAGAGAUUUAAAUAAGGUAAAUAAGUCACCUGGAUCAAAUGGUGUGCAUGCCAGGGCUCUGAAAGAGGUGGUUGAAGAGAUUGUGGAGGCAUUAGUAAUGAUCUUUCAAGAAUGAUUAGAUUCUAGAAUGGUUCCAGAAUCUGGAAAAUUGCAAAUGUCACUCCACUCUUCAAGAAAGGAGAGAGGCAGAAGAAAGAACCAGAGAGUGGUGAACCUGUGGAACUCUGAUACGGGCAGCUGUGGAGGCCAAGGGUAGGAGUGGGAAAGUGAGGGGGUUAUCUGAAAGUGGAAAAUUCACUGUCCAUACCACUGACUUGUUGGCUAUCUAAGAGGAAUAUGAAAUGGUGUUCUUUGAGUCUGCAUUUGUGUGCACUGUGGGAAUGGUAAAGGCCAAGCACAGAAUGAGCUAAAAACAGUUGCAGACGAAUAUCUCAACAUUACCCAAGAUGUGACUUUCCUAUGCAAAUGAUGAAAUCAAGAAAAUCCUCUUGAUACAGGCAUUAAUUCUGAUUAUUUCCUGUGAUUCUUUACAAUGGAAUAUCAAUAAAAUUGCUUCACCAUCUAGGAAAUGAUAACAAUGGAUGCAAAUAAGAAUCCAACACUGAACAGAAUGCAUUUUAACCAAGAGACUUUUAUACAAUCGAAAGAGGUGCCAGCUAGGCCACUUCCACUGGAGGAAGGAGAUGCUUUUCACUUAAAUUUAUAUGACUCACUGGAGUCUGAUUCUGACAGUUUAAUUCAAGAGGAACAAUACCAAUUGGAGCUGAAACAUCGCAUUCAGAAAAAUGAAGAAUUGGUUUUUCGGACUUUUGACAUUAAAUUUAAUAUAGAGAAUGGAGAUGAUGAUGAGAAUCUCUAUGAUAGUCUGGAAGAAGCAGAAGUUGAAAAUAACUUUGAUGGAAACAAGUCUGAAACUGACUACAAGAGUAGUGAAGAAGCAAGAAAUCACACCAAUGACAAAUACGCCAGCCUAAGGUAUGAUCCCAAUUGGAGGAAUACAAGAGAGGGAGCAGAGAUUCUUUUGUCCAAAGACACGCUUCAACAACAAAGCCCGCAUGUCAAUAAUUCACUGAUGAAUUUGCUCCAGGAGUCAAAUGACUCAUUAGAGGAUAAUAUUGCAAUAUCCCAGGAACUUAAGCGCCCAGAUUUAUUGAAACAUAAAAAGUUAACAAAUAAUUCUCAUGGAGCUCGGUUUAGUGUGAAAAAAAAUGAUAAUAAUGCGGAGAAGCAAUCUAAAAAACAAAGACCACCUUCUCCUUCUCGCAACUGUGACAGCAAUCAAGAAGAAUGUGAUUCUUUUGACUUUGAUGAUAACAGUACAACUAAUUUGCAAAACCACAAGAAAAUCACAUCAGAAAAUACUGCAAAAAUGGCACCAUGGGUUAAAAAUAGGAAAAAUAAAUGUCACAGUGUUAGAAGUGACAAUGAAGUAAAGGACCAUAAAUAUAGACCUGUUAACUUAUUGGAGCAAAAAAGGCAAAUGGGUAAAUCCCAAGGAGUUAGAUUCAGUUUGAGAGAAAAUGAAAAUAAUGAAGAGAAACAAUCUAAAAGGAAAAGGCCACCUUCUCCUUAUUGUAAAAAUAUUGAAAGCAGUCAAGAAGAAUGUGGCUCUUUAGAUUCUCUUGGAUCUUAUGAUACCAAUAAGAGUGACUUUCAAAAAGAUAUGAAAAUAACAACAGACAACAUUUUGGAAACAGGAUCCCAGGAUGACCAGGGGAAAAAUAAGCAUCUCCAUGAAGAAAAUUUUGAAAAAUUAAAUGAUCACUAUCAGAAAGAGUAUAUGCAGUAUUGGGAGUGUGAGUCAAUACAUAGUGAUGAAAGCACAAAUUGUGUUAAAACCAGAAAUGUCCCUGAGAUCUCCGGUGACAGGAAAUUACAAACAAAAGAGAGAUCAGGGAAUGACAUUGUGGCACGUAAUAAGCAAACCCUGGGUGCACGCAAAAUAACCUCAUAUCAACAAUUAUAUAAUGAAAUGAAGACCAGAAGUACUCAGGAGGUAUCCACAACAAAAAGUUCCAAGACCAUGACUGUUAGGGAAUCCAAACAAAAUACUGUGGAUGGUCAGGAGAACAGUACUGAAAUGAAGUGGAUGCAAAGGGCACAGAGAUUAGAGAACUGCAAGACAAAACAAUUAUCUACUAAGAAAAAAGGAUUGAUGAAUAUAGUGAGAGAGAAACCUCCACGGCCGCCUGAUAAGCCUUCAACUAAACAGCAUGCACAGAAAACCCAGAAGGAAGAGAAGAUGCGACAUAUUGAAGAUGCAGGAGCUCGUCAGAAUAAAAAUACUUCUGAUUUGCUGAUAGUUCAUAAAGAUGAUGACAGUGUUCCAUUAACCCCUAGCAGUGACCAUACAUUUGCAUCAUCAUUACACAGUCAAGUUGGUCCUGCUUUUAUUCCCAACCUUCAGCCAACAGUGAAUCUCAACAUUCAUUUAAAUACUUCCUCAGAUUUUAUCCCAGCUAUAUCUAGUGAUACCACACAAACGACUGUUAGGCUAGUACCAUCACAUCAUCCAAUGAGCCAAGACUCUUCUUAUUACAAAAGCCACAAAGUUUAUAAUGCACUUCAGCCCCAAAAUCCUCUCCCAUAUUUUCAGGACUCUCAAGGGACCAUACACAAUUCACACCAAUACAGCACUGGUAGAUCAAAAUUUUUAACAACUUUGAAUCCACGAGAAAAUGGGCAGCGUCAACUCAUGUAUAAUGUACAAAGUCCUUUUGAAGUACGCCAUGCACAGACUCAUCAUGAUCUAAUGCUCAUUCCGAAAUAUCACCAAGCUGCAUAUGCUAGAACAUUAGUGCCAGGUCUUUACAAUCAACCUCGAUUAAAUCCGAUGCCCUACUCAAUGAAUCAGGAAAAAACGAUGACAGAAGAUCACAACUCUUUUGGAAAGGAAUAUGGGAGUUUAGGGUUCCCUGCACUUCCCUUUCUAUCUUUGCAUCAGCAGAAUUUGGUUCAGUCUACAAGCACGCGACUCAUUCAGCAAAUGGAGAACAUUUAUAAGGAUACACCACGUCUGGCUCACACACACCCUGACUCCCACGUGGUUUUGCCCUCCAUUUAUCCCAUGGCAGAGAGUGAUUCUGAACUGGAUGCAAGACCAAACAAAAAAAUACUACCAUCAAUGAUACGCUGUAACUCGGAUGGCUACUUGGCACAGAUGGAGAAGGUUAAUAAGCUCAAGGAAAAAAAGCACUACAAGCCUUAUACGAUGAGAGACCACAAUAACAUAAAACAGGAUGUGAAACUUGGAGGUUUGGGUCCUGAUUACAAAUCCAUUCAGGAGAAGGCAAAGAAAAUGAAACGGCAAAAGGAAUAUGCAAAGCAAAUUAAAGAACAGAACCUGAGAGAUGGAUGUAAAUCAUCAUCUUCCCCACAGAAACAGCCAACAAGCACUGAGAACAAAAAUAUUAAUUCAAGCUGGAAACUGGCAAAAGAAUAUGCCAAAAACAUUCAUAAGCCAAAACCACUUCCAGCUAAUUCCAAGGUGGCCAACGAGACGCUGGGUAAGGAAAAGUUAACAAAACUUGGUCAAUGUGUACAGCUGGACCCAUCUGAAAAUACAAUGCUUGAGAUGAUGCAGGAUCGACAUAAAAAGGAGAAGCAAAUUGUGGCAGCCUUUAAGGCAAUGCACAUGACCUAAAGAUAAGAAAUAUUUGAAUGUUUCGUAUAUAUAAUGAAUCAUACUGAAAGGUCUUAUAAUGUCACAUUAACAGCACUCUAAGUUUAUAUUGCCUUUUUAAAUUAUCACAAUUGCAUGAGUUAUGUCAAAGAACAAUCAUUCUGUUGUUGAGAAGCAAAUAAUGCUCUGUGCAGUCUACACAAAGAUGGUGAAGGGAAAACUAUGUUUAACUUUUCUAAAAAUAUCUUCCAAUGCAUUUCUUUGAAAUAUCAAACUUAUUUGAAAUAUCAGAAUAUCUAAACACUUAUUUAAAUCAGAUUAAAGGCCAUUUGGGAACCAAUAUUUGCUGUUGUUUCCAACAGUUUUCAACCCCACCUACAGCAUAGCCAUUAAUCAUUUUUAGGCUAUGGGCAAAGUGCAGAGAGAGGAUAUAAAUAGAAGGAUCUUUUUUAAAACAUGACCAGGCACAAAGGGCUUAAUGACUACCUUCUAUUCCCCCGAUCCUCUGAUUUUAUAAUAUACAACUAAACCAAAAACCUUCACUGAGUAAAUUACUUCCAAUAGUAAUUUAAAAAUUAUUUGUCAAAUUAAAGUGGGCAAAUUGUUUGAAAGAUUAAUCAUCUUUGUGAUUGAUCUCACGGUUAGUAGAGAUAACGUGCAUAGAAAUAAUGAUAGAGGCACAGGGUUACUCUGAACUUGUAACUGAGUUCAACAAAAUUAAAUGAGAUAUUACACUGAUGAUAUAACCCUACUAUUGUAGGUAGUUUUACAUUUUUUCCAGCUUAUAUACAUGUGUGUUUUCCUUUGUUAAUUUUAGUGAAAAAGUAAAUUAGAAUAUAAAAUGUAUUCUAUACCAGUGUUAAUCUCUAAUGAUUAUUUUAUUGUAAUUGUAAAAUAUUAUUAUUUCUGUUAUCUUAUUAUUUCAGUUAAUAAGGGUAAAAGCAAGGUACAUUUAAUGUUGUUGCUUUCAAUCCUGCCAGUCCUCGAGGCAGCACUGACCAGUUAGUAACCCAAAUAUCAAAUGUGCACAGGCCUAAGAACUAAUACUUACAACUGGUGUCCUCUCAACCACCCCGAAGUGAAGAAAUAUAAUUAGAUUUAAUAUAAUCACAAAGUGAGUGCAAUACAUAUGACAUCAGAUAAUCUAAAAGCAACUCUCAUCUGUAGACCAAAUAAUAUGAAAACACACUAGACAUAUCACUGCCCCAUUAUUUAUUGGUUUGAAGCAUGAGCACUUUUAUACACAUUUUGUUCUACUUCCAUAGGUGCUAAAUGUAAUUUUAACUUACAGUUUUACAUUUCUUUUUAAAUCCCAACUAAUUUCAUAAUGUUCAACUGCAAAAGGUGCAUGGACAUAUAUUUAUCAGUUAAAUAUAUGAUAAAUAGAUCUUAAUCUUUUCAUCUUCACAAACAUUGAUCAUUCCAAUGAUCCUUUUUGGAUUUAGUAGCCUCUGAAUCACAAAGUCUUAAAACAGGUCACAUUCUAUGACCUUAGGAUAGAAAUUGAGAUUGACUCUUCAGUGUAAUAUUGAGAUAGUGCCAUCCUGUAUUUUGGUUGAGAUAUUAAGGCAAAGCCGCAUCUACACUUCCAUUUAAGCAUAAAAGAUCAAUGCACUAUUGAAGAUGAGCAGGAGAUGCAUCCAGUCCUCUGGCCAAUACCUACCUCUCCAUCAACAUUACUAAAGUAUUUUAUAUUAUUAUCACAGUGCUGUUUUGGGAGCAUACUGUGUAAUGAUUUGUUUUCCUAUUUCUGCGUUAUUAUAGUGACUAGACUUCAAAAAUACAUCAUUAGUUCUAAGUUGCAUUGGGUUUGAAAGACACUACUGUAUAUGAAAGCAUUCUUUUAAAAAACAUUUUACUUAAUUAUAUAAAUCAACUUACUUGAUAUAAAGGAUCUUUUGCAACCUUGUGUGAAUAGAAAACACAUCAACCUCAUUGAUACAGACUAAUGACCCAUACAAUUGAACAAGAUCACCAUUUCAUGAACUAGCGCAAGGUUAUUGCUUACUGUUGGUAUGCCAAAUGGAACAGUGAGAGAAAGUAAGAGAAACUGAGACAAAAAAAUGUUUAAGCACAUGUGUAUUACAAUCUCUAACAUUCAUUAAAUACCUAAAAAAAUCUAUUCUGUAUUUUAAGUUAUUAAAAUCAGCCCAUAAUCUCAAUGUGCCUGGACUUUUUUUCUGAUAAGACUACUUAAAGUAUGAUCCAUUAAACUUUACAUGGACCGGAUUGAUUCAACUCUAAUUUCAUAUACUAUUUCUUGAUGAGAAGUGUUAAUGUUUCAAAAUAUAUUUUUAUGAAUUAUUGUAUUUGUUCAUUAUUUUAAUGUUUAAAAUACUUUUAGUUUUUUGCUAUGUAAUUAAAGAAAAUAUGAUCAGAUUGUGAACCCUUCUCUGUAUUUCAAUUAAAUUAAUUGUACUCUGUUUUCAAAAUGGUCUCAAAUUAUAUUAUUAUUAAUUUGUUGAAUAAUUUAAGUUGUUACAGACAUCAUUGAUUUUGGCCGGAGCCAAAAUGUUGUAAAGAGUACUUCUAUGAUGAUGUAUGACUGGACUGGUGUCAGAAAUAUCAGGGGCUGCGAGAAUUUGGAUUUUGCUUUUAUAAUGUAUGGUGUUAUGACUUUUACUUUGGAUAACAUUAUGUGAUCGUGUCCAGCUUUCUGACUGUGUAAAAUCCACUGACCCUCAAUGCAACAUUGAGCAUUCACUUGCUUUUGUAGACUUUAAGCAACGUAUCUGGCCUUUUAACCUCUCUAAUAUUCUGUGCUUUUCAUUGCCCGUGACAUUUAAGGAAAUUCACUGAGACAAGUUAAUAGUCUUAACUUUUCUCCCCUGUUCUUCUGUUAUAGAUGUUCUCUUCUUUCCCACUUUCUGUGUGCCUCUCUAGCAUUAAAUCUGGUACAUCUUUCUCGCCUAUUUUCUAUUUCCAGUGAAUUAUCAUCAGCAUCAGAUGCUGACUGUUAAACCCUUCACUGAUUUGUCUUGACCUGGUGAGUAUUUUCAGAGUUUUCCAUAUUUUGCACUUCUAAAUUUUAUUUUAUUUAGAGAUACAGUGUAGAACAGGCCAUUCUGGCCCAACAAGCCACACUGCCCUGCAACCCACCUACUUAACACCAGCCUAAUCACAGGACAAUUUACAAUGACCAGUUGACCUACUAACUACACAGUCACAGGGAGAAUGUACAAACUCCUUACAGAUGGUGCAAGAGUUGAACUCUGAACUCCGGAACACCCUGAGCUGUAAUAACAUCACACUAGCCACUUACUACCAUGGUGCCUCAAUGUUUUGGUGAGCAAUCACAUGUAUUUCACCACAUCAAGAGACAUGCAUUGCUUAAGUCACAUUUUAAAGUAGACUGAUAAGUCAGAGAAGUCAGAUAAGUAAUAUGAAGAAAGAAUGUAAUUUUUUUUAAAUAAUGAAAAUCACAGAUGCAUGAGCGUAAAAACUAUUUCAGUGGAUUUGUGAACAUAGAACUUUAGAUUCUAAUCUCAAAUAAAACUGCAGUUUAGAUUUUUUUCUCUGCUUGUCUAAAGCAGAAAAGGGAAAAUGUUGUGUAUUC